Molecule: messenger RNA, 1242 nt
Organism: Chelmon rostratus (copperband butterflyfish)
Lineage: Eukaryota; Metazoa; Chordata; Actinopteri; Chaetodontiformes; Chaetodontidae
Product: zona pellucida-like domain-containing protein 1
Exons: 10
Coding region: 1-1242 (413 amino acids)
Cellular component (GO): cell surface
Source: RefSeq, a predicted model, not a curated record
AUGAGACGAACGUGCUUCAUCCUCCUGCUGAUGAGUCACGCCGUCUCGGUCUCCACACAGUUUAAUGGCUACAACUGUGACGCCAACCACCACAGCAGGUUUCCUGGCGAGCGGGACAUCAGUGUGUACUGCGGGGUGCAGACCAUCACCUUGAAGAUCAACUUCUGCCCGGUGCUCUUCUCCGGCUACACCAAUGCAGACUUGGCUCUGAACGGUCGCCACAGCGACGCCCAAUGCCGCGGCUUCAUCAACAACAACACCUUCCCCACAGCGGUCCUGUUCAGCAUCAGUCUCAGCACUCUGGAGGCCUGCGGUAACAGCCUGGUGGUCAGCACUGCCUACGGGGCCAAUGCCUAUGGAAACAUGUCUCUGGUACAAAUUGGGAAUGUCUCAGGCUAUAUCGACACCCCUGACCCGCCGACUAUAAUCAGCUACCUGCCGGGUUUGCUGUAUAAAUUCAGCUGCAGCUACCCGCUGGAGUACCUCGUCAAUAACUCGCAGCUGGCAUCCUCCUCUGCUGCCGUGUCUGUCAAGGACAGCAACGGUACAUUUGUGAGCACACUGAAUUUGAUCCUGUACAACGAUUCAACGUACAGUCACCCUCUUUCUAUUCCGAUGGCUGGACUGGCUUUGAAAACCAGAGUGUUUGCUGCAGUGAAAGCCACAAACUUAGACAAACGGUGGAACAUCUUGAUGGACUACUGUUACACGACCCCCUCAGGGAAUCCUAAUGAUGAACUCCGCUAUGACCUUUUCUUUGGCUGCUACAAAGAUCCACAGACAACAGUCUUUGAGAACGGGAAGAGUCAGAUGGGCCGUUUUUCCUUCGAGGUUUUCCGUUUUGUGAAACACAGACACCAGAAGAUGUCAACAGUGUUUUUGCACUGCGUCACCAAGCUCUGCCGGGUAGACGACUGCAUCAUGCUCAUGCCAAUUUGUGGCCGACGGCGCAGGCGGGAUGAAGGGGAGAGCCCCGAUUCCCCACCAGCGGCAUCUGGGAACGCUGUCAUCACCGCUGGACCAAUUAUCACCAGGAGCGAUGAAACACCUGUCGACAACUCUCAACUUGCUUCUGGUGACCCCUCCCAGCCAAUAAACUCGGUGACCAGCGCUCUGAUCUCAGGCGUGGUCAUCCUGGGCGGGGUCAGCGUGGGCUUCUUCCUGCUGUCAGUCCGCCUCCUGCAGAAGUCCCGCCUCCCAUCGCGCACAGCCUCAGGUGUUUGGAACCCCACCUUUAAAUGA